Messenger RNA from Lodderomyces beijingensis, 4980 nucleotides. The record is from the annotation of a GenBank genome assembly. NCBI's taxonomy places the organism in Eukaryota, Fungi, Ascomycota, Pichiomycetes, Serinales, Debaryomycetaceae.
AUGACAUUCAAGGAAAACCAGUAUCAUGCGUGGUGUGAGGAAAAUGGUGGUACCAUUAGCCCCGAGAGGAUAUUAGCCAUUUUCACCAAUCUCGCGCAAAAAUUUGGAUUUCAAGACGAUAGUGUGCAAAAUGUGUAUGACUUGUUCAUGACACAAUUAGACUCAAGGGCAAGCAGGAUGACGGGCACGGCUGCAUUGCAAUCACUACAUCGAGACUAUGUUGGUGGGUUAAACUCGAAUUUCCGCAAUUGGUAUUCCGUCUCGCAGUAUUUUUUCGAAGAUGAAGAAUGGCCCGUGGUGAAAAAGAGGACGUGGAAGCAGCAAAAGAAACAGAAGCAGCAGCAGAACAAGAACAAGAAUGACUUGGGCAAGAAUAGCAGUGGUAUAAGGAAAAACAAGAAUAAGAGAAAGACAACGAGAGAUGACGAUGAAGCGUGGUUGUUGAAAUUCUCCAAAUGUAGUCAAGAGGAUUUGGUUCUGCAAGUGGCAUUGUAUUUGCUCAUAUGGGGAGAGAGUAACAAUAUCAGAUUUAUGCCCGAGUGUAUUUGCUUUUUAUACCAGUGCGCUUUGGACUAUAAGGGUCCCAAUUUUGAAAAACUCCAUUUUCUCAACAAGAUCAUCACACCCUUGUACAGGUUCUUGAGAGAUCAACAGUACAGUUUGAUUGGCGACAAGUGGAGCCGCAAAGAAAUUGACCAUUCACGAACAAUUGGCUAUGAUGACGUCAAUCAGCAUUUCUGGAGCCCCGAGGGGCUCUACAAGAUACGAUUCGACGGCGGCGGCCGGCUCUAUGACACGAAGAAGGAGUUGAGAUAUAUGGAUAUCGAGCAGAUCAACUGGAAGAAGUCCAUGAGCAAAACCCAUCGAGAACGAAGAACUUGGAUCCAUGUCUUGACCAACUUCAACAGAAUAUGGAUCAUCCACGUUUCGGUUUUCUGGUUCUUUAUGUCCUUCAACUCACCAGCACUUUACACGCGCGACUAUACUCCCGACAAAUCGCCCUUUUUGCAUGUGCGAUUAGCGCUUGUUUCCGCGGGCGGGGGCAUCGCGGUGCUUGUUUCGCUUUUUGCAGCCAUUUCCGAGUAUUUGUUCAUCAAGAGCAAAAAUUGGAGAAAAGUGGUGAUUUUGUUGGUGUUGCUCGUGGUUAAUGCGGCACCCAUAGUUUACAACUUGGUAAUCUUGGACUGGGACGAAUAUUCAAAGAAUGGCAAUGUCUUUGCCGGGAUCAUGUUGACAUUGUCAAUCAUCACUUUCCUCUACUUGGCCAUCGUUCCGCCUGGUAGCUUCACCUCGGUUUUCGCCAUGUCGUUCCCGCCACUAAGAUUAAGGAGUCGCUUAUUUUCAAUCAUCUUGUGGGCAACGGUUUUUGCAGCCAAGUACUCGGAAUCCUACUUCUUUUUGAUUUUAUCACUCAAGGACCCCAUCCAGAUCUUAUCGACGCUUGAAUUGGAGUGCAAUGAAGGCCAUUUCCUAUGCGCGGCGCAGCCAAAGAUUACAUUGUUUCUCUUUUACGUGACGGAUUUGAUUUUAUUCUUUUUGGAUACCUAUCUUUGGUAUGUCAUUUGCAAUUGCUUAUUUUCCGUGGGUUUAUCCUUUUCAUUGGGGGUAUCGAUCUUUACACCAUGGAGAAACAUCUUUGCCCGGUUACCGGACCGCGUCUUGGCCAAGAUCUACUAUGGAGAGUCGGUAAAUUUGGUGCUUGUCAUUUCCCAGAUUUGGAACAGCAUUGUGAUUUCCAUGUUUCGAGAACAUGUCCUCUCGGUGGAGCAAGUUGGCAAACUAAUUUAUCAAAAGGAGAUUGAAGACGAGACUGUCCGCCCCCCGUUGUUCUUUGUCAAUGAAGAUGACAACACUUUUAAAUUGCACACAUUCAUCAAGAUUGAAGAAGAAUGGGAAAGGAGAAUCACUUUUUUCGCCCAGUCGUUGUCCAGCCCGCUCCCGGAACCGUUCCCAGUGGUUUCAAUCCCUGCAUUCACGGUGUUGAUUCCACAUUACUCGGAAAAGAUCUUGUUGACGUUGAAAGAUCUAAUCAAAGAGCAAAGCUUUUCCAAAUUGUCUUUGUUGGAGUAUUUGAAGCAGCUACAUGUAAAAGAGUGGGAGUCCUUUGUCCAGGACAGUAAAAUGAUUCUGAGAAUUGGCAAAGUAGUUGAGGAAGAUGAAGAAGAAGGAAAAGGAGGAGCAGGAGGAGGAGGAGAAGGAAAAGAAAACAACAGCAACGGCAACAACAACAACAACAAUGAGAAGGUUGGCGAUAAUUUCGAAGACUUGCCUUACUAUUGCAUUGGAUUCAAGGAAUCGACACCUGAAAACAUUCUUCGCACGAGGAUUUGGGCUGCAUUGCGAUGCCAGACACUAUAUCGAACGGUAUCGGGGUUUAUGAACUAUGAGACGGCGUUGAAGAUUUUGUACAGAAGUGAAAACAUUGGGUUCGACGUGGAGAAUGACUUGUUUGUUGAAGAGGAGUUGCAGGAUUUUGUAGAUCGAAAGUUUCGCCUACUUGUGGCGAUGCAGAAUUUUCAAAAUUACACUGCCAAUGGUUCAGCUGAUGCAGAAGCCAUGUUUCGAGCAUUCCCCAACAUCCACGUGGCCAUCUUGGAAAAGGAAAAUGACGAUUACUUUUCCACUCUUUUGGACGUGUCUCACAGGGAUGCCGAUGGGAAAUACAUCAAAAAGUACAGAAUCAGACUAUCUGGGAACCCGAUUCUUGGCGAUGGCAAAUCAGACAAUCAAAACAACGCUCUCAUUUUCUACCGCGGUGAAUACAUUCAAGUCAUAGACGCCAAUCAGGACAACUAUAUCGAGGAGUGCUUGAAAAUCAAGUCGCUCUUGGCGGAAUUUGAAGAAAUAGACCCACAAGCCUCGGGAAACUACGCCGCGGCUGCAUCGGCAUCAGCAUCAGCAUCCGUAACGGCAUCAUCAUCAUAUGCUAGUCAACUUCCUCCCGUUGCAAUUGUUGGCUCGCGCGAGUUUAUUUUCUCCCAGAAUGUUGGCAUAUUAGGAGACAUUGCCGCGGGGAAAGAGCAGACUUUUGGAACGUUGUUUGCUCGAACAAUGGGCGAGAUUGGCUCGAAAUUGCAUUACGGUCAUCCGGAUUUCUUGAAUGGGGUGUUUAUGACCACCCGCGGCGGGAUAUCAAAAGCGCAAAAGGGGUUGCAUUUGAACGAAGAUAUUUAUGCGGGGAUCACGGCCACUUGCCGAGGUGGACGAAUCAAGCACUGCGACUACUAUCAAUGUGGCAAGGGACGAGAUUUGGGGUUCCAAUCAAUUGUCAAUUUCACAAAAAAGAUUGGAGCCGGCAUGGGGGAGCAACUACUUUCACGGGAGUAUUUCUAUUUGGGCACGAAACUACCGAUUGAUCGAUUCUUGUCCUUUUAUUAUGCCCACCCGGGGUUCCACAUCAACAAUCUAUCCAUCAUGCUCUCUGUCAAGGUAUUUAUGCAAUUGAUUGCGAAUUUAGGAGCGUUAAACUACAUCAAUAUUCCAUGCGAUGGCGGUGAAGAUGGAGCGAUUGAAGGAUGCCACAAUUUGGUGCCGGUGCUCAACUGGAUAGACCGAUUUGUGCUCUCGGUUUUCGUUUGCUUUUUCAUUUCUUUUUUGCCGUUGAUUAUUCAAGAGUUGAUUGAAAAGGGGUUCAUCAAGUCAAUCUUUAGGAUUCUUUUGCACAUUAUUUCGUUGUCGCCGUUUUUUGAAGUGUUUAUUUGCCAAGUUUACUCGAAAUCCUUGAGGGAUAAUUUCAUAUUUGGCGAAGCCAGCUAUAUUGCAACGGGUCGAGGAUUUGCAAUCUCGAGAGUCUCCUUCGCGGUGCUAUACACGAGAUACGCCGACUUGUCGAUUUAUUACGGGGGCGAGAUCUUGCUUGUGGUGAUAUUGGGCAUGUUGACCGUGGGUAGAACCGCGUUGCUUUGGUUUGUCAUCACCAUUGUUUCCUUAUGCUUUGCUCCGUUUUUAUUCAAUCCGCACCAGUUUAACUUUAUUGAUUUUUUCGUCGACUAUCGAGAAUUUAUCCGUUGGUUAUCGAGGGGCAAUUCCAAGCCAAAAGAACUAUCAUGGACGCAUUUUGCCAAAAAUGUCAGAUCGAGAAUGACGGGCGAGAAAUUCGAGGGCCAUGUGCUGGGUAGGUCGUCAACGGCGAUCAAUCUCUUGGUGGGUGAAGUCGUUGUGCCGACGCUCGGACUAGUCCUAUACAUUAUCCCAUUCUUGUUUCUUCAUUCAGACCAAAGCUUGAUUGAGUUGAGUUUAACCAACCCGCUCAUUAGGCUCGCCAUUGUGCUCUUGUUGCCCUACAUUGCCAAUUUCGUGAUCUUGGCGUUGGUGUGGGUCUUGUCAUUCACCAUUGCCCCCAUCGUUGGCAUCUGCGUUAAAAAAACACCGGCCUUCUUUGCCGCGUUGGCGCACGGGAUGUCGAUCGUGAUCAACCUCGCCAACGUGGAGCUUUUAUUUUUCUUUGAAGAGUUUAAAUUUGUCCAUUUACUAUCGGCGCUAUUGGCGAUUCUUAGUUUCCACAGGGUCAUGUCGAGCUUUAUUUUGAUUGUUGCUGUGUCAAGAGAACGCCUGGAGAAUGUCACCAACAAGGCGUGGUGGUCGGGCAAAUGGUACAACAGCGGGCUCGGCUUUGGCGUCUUUACCCAAAAUGCCCGAGAGCUCGUCAUCAAGAACUUGGAGUUGAACAAGUUCACCUUUGAUUUCAUCCUUGGCCACAUCUUGUUGUUUGCCAUGUUCCCAUUUGUUUUGAUCCCCUACGUCGAUACGCUCCACUCGAGCAUGUUGUUUUGGUUGAAGCCAAGUCGCCACCUAUCGCGCCCCAUUUUGAGUCGGUCGCAGCUGCGGAGACGCAACUGGCGAGUUGUUCGCUACUUUAUGCUCUUCUUGUUGCUUUUGGUGGCCAUGGUUGCGUUGGUGGUGGUGCCACCGUUGUUCCAGGAUACCUUGUUGCAGUUGCAAAAACUGUUAAUGGGUAAUCUUAAGUUUUUAGGGGGUUGA